Messenger RNA from Parnassius apollo (apollo), 588 nucleotides. The record is from the annotation of a GenBank genome assembly. Lineage: Eukaryota; Metazoa; Arthropoda; Insecta; Lepidoptera; Papilionidae.
AUGCAUCGACUUUUUGCUGAGCUGGAGCCAUCUGUAACCGUCACCGAGCAAAACCUGGCAGACCGAGUUCUGUAUAUCUUGCGCUCAAAUACAUUUGAUGUCACCGAACUCGAACGGCUACGACGUGAGGCUGUUCCUUCAUCGGGUGAAAAUGCUGCGGCUGAGGAUGCGGCGCUACAACUUGCUGAGCAAACGGCCGUGAAUACGCCAGUUGUGGUUGAUUCAAACGAUGACGGAACAGUCGCCCAGGAACUGGAACUAGAGCAAAUGAGGAGUACAUUGGAGGAGGCGAUUGUGGAAACGCGCAGUACGCCUCGCGAAAAUCGACCGCGACUUCCCCGCUUAGCCCUAAGCAAGCGGAAUCGGGCUGUCGUGAGGGCUCUGAACCCAAUGCUGGUUACCUAUUUGGAAGCCAGCCGGGACCUUUGCGAAACGGACUCAAUUCUUUUUGGCGCCGCACUGGCAGUCUGCCGUAUUAUAGGCGCCAAACUUUCCACGGCUGGACGCGCUACUGGACAAAGUAGUGCUAUCCCAGCCUGGAGAAUAAGAAUUGAAGAACGUAUCGCAAGGGCUAGGCCGGCAGACUGA